Messenger RNA from Linum trigynum, 2457 nucleotides. The record is from the annotation of a GenBank genome assembly. Lineage: Eukaryota; Viridiplantae; Streptophyta; Magnoliopsida; Malpighiales; Linaceae.
GAUCGUUUUAAUGUUUAAAAUAACCAAAUAGAUUUUUAUGUUUAGUUUUUUACUAACAAAUACCAAACGAUUUCCUAUAAAAUACACUAUAAUUUGAUAAUUAUGAUGUCAAAUAAUUAUAAAAUAUAUAUUUGAAAUGAUAAAAAUUGGACUAAUUGGGUUGGUCGAGGUUGAACCAUUGAAUAACUUUAAAAUACAUUAUAUUUUAGCCACUAAGAUAUAAAAUAAUAGCAUAAUAUAUAUUAUGCCAGAGAAAAUAGCUUGUUUUAGAAUGGCAAACCCAUGAUGUUCAUUUGUUUUACUUGAUGACCAAAUCCCAUGUAGGUCAGGCCCAUUCAACUCUUUUAUUUUAUGGUUAGCGGUUAGCCCAUUAGAUACCAUGCAUUAGUCUAUUGUUAAAUUUUUUAUUUUUAACAAUAAAAAGGAGUAUUAUUUUUGCCUUUUCAUAUAUAUUUUAUCACCACGGAUAAAUAAAAGGGUAUGAAGAAAAAAAUUGACACUCCUUGACUCGUUUAAAUCCGCAUGUGUACGGUAAGUUGGCCCGUUCCAUAGAGGAAAGAGAAAAAAUUGACACUCCCUAUUUUACCCUUCCUACAAACGCUCAUGGAACAGGGAAUUUGAAAUGGGGGAAGAGUUUUUUCCACCAUGCUAUUAUAUGUUUUUAAUUUAAAAGGAUACAACAAAUGUACUUAGUGUGAUUGGUUAUGAUCCUUGCCUUUCUUUAAAAUGGUCAUGGUUCGAAUCCCAAUACAUACCUUUUAAUGAAUAAAAAAAAAGUAAUUGUGAAGACCAAAAUGUUCUUCCUACUUUCACUCUCGUUGCAGGAAAUUUGAAAUGGGGCUCCCGUUUUUCCCUUCGGUGUAUUAUAUUAUGUGUAGAUAACUCUUCCCAACCCCAUUAAUUUAUAGGCAAAAUACACUUGUGUAGCCAAAACUUUGACGGUUUUGCCAAAUAUAGCCACUUUUGGCGAAAUACCAAAAAUAGCCACUUCUGUCCAAUUCUUUGACGGUGUCAAGUAACAGGCUGACUGUACUAACGGCAUUGCUGAGUUGGCGACCGUUAGUCAAUUAAAAAUGUGAGGUGGAAACUAAAAAUAAAUAAAAUAAAUAAUUUUUAUUUUCUCUCUCCAUCUCUCUUCUUCCCCACUAUCAAAAUUUUAUCUUUUUAUUAAUUAAGUCAAAUAAAAAAUCAUAAAAAGGAAAAACCUUCUCCCCUUUUCUCGUAUGCAUCAACGAAGAAGAACCUUUCUUCUUCCCUAGAAAUCCUUCUCCUCUCAUCUCUAUCUCCUUCUUUCUAUCUUAAAAAAUGUCCAGAGCAGAAUCAGAUAUGAACCCGAUUCUCAAUCCACUCUUUGCAUCGCGAUCUCCCUAAUCUGAAUUUUCUGCUUACUAAAUUGGGGGGUUCAACUGGUGGAGGAGAGGAAGGACGGGGGAGAAGCUCCGACGACGGUAGCGGCGGGUUGCGAAGUGAACUUGAAACCAGGUCAGAGAUGGUGAUGGCUCCCAGAACCGCAGCUCCACUGUCGAUCGAUGGUGAUGGUGGCGAUGGUGACGACGGCAAGGAUUUGGGGAUUAGGGAUUCGGUGGCGAUGGUGAUGGCUCCCUGUUCCAGAUUCGUCCCUUUGUCACCCAGGCCGUCCUACGGGUGCUACCGCUGCAAUCGAUUCGUCCGAGUGCGGAGUCAAGCACAGCAAGAUGACAGCCCAGUUUCGUGCCCCCGAUUGCGAAAUCGGGUUUGUAGAGGAGAUCGAGUAUCCUCCGCAGAUGAAUCCGAUGAAGACGUCCUCGCACUGUCGGAGCUUCGCGGCAGCUAUGUAUUUUGCCUCAUUCUCUGCUUCUCCCUCUGUUCGCGACACCAGAGAUGGAAGUCAUUGCUGUCGGCUGCGGAAUCGGUGCCACCGAUCUGACCCAUUCUCUGCUUCAAUACGUGAAUCGAAACCCAGAACCAGGGUUCCCAGCGGCGCUUCGUUCGAGCUUUGAGGAAGGACUGGAUUCCAACUCUCUGUUUCCAGUUGUUGGCGGUUGUUAUUGGAGAGAAGCAGACCGACAACAGAGUAGCAGAUCUUAAUAGAUCUGGUAUGGGGCGGAAAUCCCGAAUCCCUCGCCGGCCCGAGUCUUCUUGAUCUCUGCUUAUAUUCCCCCCUUGUUUGUUAGAGACAUGAGAUCAACCUAAUAUGCAUGUUUUCCUUCAAUCGAUCUGGAUUCAGAGCACCAAAUAGUUCAAGAGUUGGUGAAAGUGGACGAAGAUGAAGACAAGAAUCAAGUUGAUGAUGAUGUGGGUUAAAGCUGGCGAUGAUUGUGUGGCAGGAAGUUCUUCGAUUGUGAAGGGGAUGAGAGGAAAAAUCGAUUUUUGUUUUGAUUUUGGAAGCUUCAAAACCAGCGAGAUUUGUAAAAGGGAUCACCUGAUUUGUUUUUAUUUUUAUUCAAUUUUGUGAUUAAAUAAAAUUAUUCAUUUUAA